Messenger RNA from Cajanus cajan (pigeon pea), 708 nucleotides. The record is from RefSeq and is a predicted model, not a curated record. Lineage: Eukaryota; Viridiplantae; Streptophyta; Magnoliopsida; Fabales; Fabaceae.
CCACGCGUCGUCUUCGUCGAUCUCGAACCCACCGUCAUCGACGAGGUCCGCGCUGGCACCUACCGCCAACUCUUUCACCCGGAGCAACUCAUCUCCGACAAGGAAGAUGCCGCCAAUAACUUCGCCCGAGGCCACUACAUAAUUGGCAAGGAGAUCGUAGAUUUGUGCCUCGAUCGCGCCCGCAAGCUCGCCGACAACUGCACCGGCCUCCAAGGCUUCCUCGUCUUCAACGUCGUGGGUGGCGGCACCGGCUCCGGCCUAGGCUCCCUCCUGCUCGAGCGUCUCUCCGUGGAUUACGGUAAAAAAUCCAAAAUGGGCUUCACCAUUUACCCUUCCCCUCAGGUCUCAACUGUCAUGGUGGAACCCUACAACAACGUCCUAAUUAACCUUGGUAAGACAUGGGAGAAGCUUCAACUUGCUGCUAGGGUUAUUGUUGCAAUUGAAAAUCCUCAAGAUAUCAUUGUUCAAUCGGCGAGGGCUUAUGGUCAGAGGGCGGUUCUGAAAUUUGCUCAGUACACCGGUGCUCAUGCCAUUGCUGGAAGGAUGUUCUGUGCUUUGUUAGUGGACUUGUUCUUCUAUAGAGAACCAGAGGAGGCGAAGCAACAAAAAGAGGAGGAAGCUGUAGCAGGUGAUUAUGCCAUCACGGACUUCAAUGCUGGUGUUAUUGCUGCUGAUGGGCAAUGGCCUGGUGUAAUUGAUCAAACAUGA